Rubroshorea leprosula is the source of this 1295-nucleotide messenger RNA. The record is from the annotation of a GenBank genome assembly. NCBI's taxonomy places the organism in Eukaryota, Viridiplantae, Streptophyta, Magnoliopsida, Malvales, Dipterocarpaceae.
AUUUUUCUGGAUUCAGUGAUGCUUCUACAGCAGGUUUGUUAAAGGUUUCUCCCACUUAUCCAUUUGGUGUGGAUCCUAAGUGGCAUGGUACUAGGAGUGAAUUACCAUUUCUGAACUCAUUGAAGAUGAAGAUGUCAAUUUUACUCGGAGUAGCCCAGAUGGAUCUUGGGAUUAUACUAAGCUACUUUAAUGCUAAAUUUUUCCAAAAUGAGCUAAAUAUCUGGUACCAGUUUGUUCCCCAAAUGAUAUUUUUAAACAGCUUGUUUGGCUACUUGUCACUCCUCAAUUGUAAAAUGGUGCACUGGCUCACAAGCUGAUCUUUAUCAUUUGAUGAUAUACAUGUUCUUGAGUCCUAGUGAUGAUCUUGGUGAAAAUCAGCUUUUUGUUGGCCAGAAGUUUCUUCAGAUACUGUUACUGCUGUCGGCCCUUGUUGCUGUACCCUGGAUGCUGUUUCCAAAGCCUUUUCUCUUGAAAAAGCAAUACCAAGAAAGGCACCAAGGUCAAUCCUACGCAUUGCUUCACGACUUUGAUGAUCCUCUUGAAAUGGAAACACAUCAUGAUUCUUGUAGCCAUGAAGAAUUUGAGUUCAGCGAGGUUUUUGUACACCAACUUAUACAUACUAUAGAAUUUGUGCUUGGAGCAGUGUCCAAUACAGCUUCAUAUUUACGGUUGUGGGCCCUCAGUUUAGCCCAUUCAGAGCUGUCAAGUGUAUUCUAUGACAAGGUUUUGCUUCUUGCUUGGGGGUUUAACAAUUUAAUUGUCCUUAUUGUUGGCAUAAUUGUAUUUAUAUGUGCAACUGUUGGUGUGCUAUUAGUUAUGGAAACCCUCAGUGCAUUGUUCCAUGCACUGAGGCUUCACUGGGUGGAGUUCCAGAAUAAGUACUAUGAGGGAGAUGGUUAUAAAUUCCAGCCAUUUUCAUUUGCAUAACUUAAGGAUGAGGAUGAAUAAAGAACUACUUGAAAACUAAGUCACCAUUAAAGGGUAGUAUACAAAAUUCAAUCUUAAAAAAUUGGUUGUAGCAUAUGAAGCAGUCAAAUUUGUCUAUUACACCAGAAAUUUUUGAGAAUGUGGCAAAGCAAUGAGGCUAGAGUGAUGGUUUGGUGAAUAGGUAAACCUUUCAAGCAAAUUUCCACGAAUUUUGGUUGUGGCCUGUGGGUUUGUACUUUGAACUGGAUAAUCCCACCGGAGAUCCAACCUCCUUUUUGUAUAUUUUUCCCCUUUUCUAGGGGAAAUCCGUACUGACGCUGCAAAUAAAUAUAUGUUCAUUCAUGUUGUAAUAAAUUAUUUCAUGUCCG